Thunnus maccoyii (southern bluefin tuna) is the source of this 1587-nucleotide messenger RNA. RefSeq names its product UBX domain protein 11 (gene ubxn11). NCBI's taxonomy places the organism in Eukaryota, Metazoa, Chordata, Actinopteri, Scombriformes, Scombridae. The transcript has 14 exons. Gene Ontology annotation, molecular function: ubiquitin binding. The record is from RefSeq and is a predicted model, not a curated record. Gene Ontology annotation, biological process: proteasome-mediated ubiquitin-dependent protein catabolic process. Bases 97 to 1467 code for a protein of 456 amino acids.
UCCACAACAUAUCAGCCGCCUGCUGCGUGUUGCCAAUGGAAACAGACUCCAAACAACAAACACGGGAAAUCCCUCUGAAAGGCCAAAACUGAAGCCAUGAGUUCACCUCUGUCCAUGCUGAAGAAAACAAGGCGCACCCCGCUGCAGGGCUCUCAGGAUGAGCAGUGGGGCAGAAAGAAAGUACCUUUCAGGAGGAAUCUGGUAACAGAAUUUCAAGCAGCGUUGGUUGAUAAUGAUGACUCCUCUGAUCCAAAUCCUCCUCUGACCUCUCACACUCAGCCCAGUGAUGCUGCCUCCACCUCAAAGUCAAAAGUCUCAGCAAAGAAAGGUGCCCCAGUGAGCGACUUCGAGCUUAUGUCUGCCAUGAUGAAGCGUCUGACCCUGCUGGAGAAAAAAGUGAGGAGCCAAGAGCAGGAGAUCGAGCGUAAGAACAAACGGAUUUCAGUCUUGGAGGAGAAACUGAGGGCUCUGAAAGAAUCAGGGGGCACCCAUGAUGUGAGCUGCAGAGAUGAUCUUCAAAGAAGGUGCCAGCAACUGCAAAAUCAAGUGUAUGAAAUGGAGAGCUUUUUAAAUGACUACGGUUUGAUCUGGGUGGGAGACGGAGAGGCCAGUGACGCAGCUGAGUGUGAGCAGCCAGGCACCUCUGGGGUCAGGACCUUCCACAUGAAUUUUGACCUCGUCCAGCAGAGGAUCAAGGAGCUGAACAUCCUUGCAGGGGAGGGAGAGUUUUUCGUACAGUCGACAGCUACGGGUGCACAGCUGGCCAAAAAGGAUCCGGUCCAACUAAAGCUUUACAGAAACGGUAUCGUCAUGUUUGAUGGUCCUUUUCGCUCUUAUGAGGAGCUCAGCACCCAGCGGUGCAUGCAGGAUCUGAUGGACGGGUAUUUUCCGUCUGAGCUGCAAGAAAGAUUUCCAGAUGGUGUCCCUUUUGAGGUUCAUGACAAGCGAGAUGAGGAAUUUAUCUUCAGGCUGCCGUGGGAUCGUUUUCCUGGUGAAGGGAAAGCUGUCAGCUCUCAAUUACCUGGUAAGUUAAGCAUGGUGGUGAAGCCCAGUCGAGUGAUUGAUAUCAGGGUAUCAGUGAGGACGACCAUGCAGAAUCCAUCUGAUGCUCGGAGCAGCAACUCAGUGAUCCUCGUAGACACACCAGCACUGCAGGAAAUGAAGGAGAGGCUGCACACGUUCACCUCUGACCGGCCUACGUCUGCCCGUGAUGUCAUCACGCUCAAGGUGAGGUCAGAAGACGGGAAUCAUACUUACGUAUUGAAAAUGUGCUUCUCGGAAACAAUCGGCCACCUGCGGAAAUAUCUGGACAAACACAGAGGAGGUGGUCUCCCUGACUAUGACAUCAUCAGUGCGUAUCCAAAGUGCCACUACGAUGACGACAGCCAGACGCUCCAGUCGUGUGGACUCACGACUGAUGCUACUUUGCUUCUGCGAAAAAAGGCAACAUUCAAUGUCUCUAAAUAAAUAAAUCUGUAAAAAAAAAAAAAAAAAAUACUGUUUGACCUGUGAGGCAUUUUGUUCAAUCGACAUCUUCAUGCUGAGUUGAAUUUGGAAACAAAUUAAAACAAAAGAAAAUGUUGAAAA